Molecule: messenger RNA, 372 nt
Organism: Durusdinium trenchii
Lineage: Eukaryota; Dinophyceae; Suessiales; Symbiodiniaceae
Source: the annotation of a GenBank genome assembly
AUGGCUUUCGGGCAUCUUGGGCUCCUUGGCCCGAUCUUUCGUGCGAAGUCACCGGACUGCUGGGCCACUUGGACCUGCUGGGACUGUCCAGCUGGAAAGAGGCGUGACUGGGCGACCAAAAGACAGAAAAAGGACAUUUUUGUUGAAGGGAAGAUCUACAGGACACAUCUGGAAAGCAUGUUUUCGAGCCCAGAAACUAUGAGGUGGCCUGCAAACUUUCCCCUUAAACCGCUUCAGCGUGGGGGCUUCUUUUACACACCCUUCGACACCUUCGCAGGGUUUGGGUGGACUCAAGGGGGCUGUGGUCCGGCAGACUGCUUUGAUACAUUUUCCGCUGCUGGUUUCAAGGCUUACACCAUUUCUCAAAUGUAA